AUGUGGCUACUUCGUAGAUAUGGCUCUGUGAAUUUCUAUUUCAUCGCAUUAAUUAUUCUAUCAAUCAUUGCUAUAUACAUCACAUUCGAUGGAAGUCAGUUUAGGGAAAGUUUACCAUCGAAAAUUCUUGACAUCGCAGCAACUUUUGAUAAUACUCCGGUUGAAUAUUUUCAUGUCGAUAUCGAUUUAACAUCGAGUCAAGCGAUAUGUCAAUCAGACGAUAUUUUACUUGUUUAUAUCUUAUCUACAAGAAGUAAUUUCCGGCGACGCGAAAUCAUUCGUUCGACAUGGGGUUCAAAACAGAAUGGAACUUGCUUUGUAUUCGUUAUUGGUGAAAUCUCGGGCACCGAAGGCAAUGCUGCUGAAAUUCAGAUGAAAGUUAAAGACGAACGACAACAAUUCAAUGAUAUUAUCGAAAUUAAUCACAUUGAAACGUAUGCAAACGUUGUUUACAAAGAAGUUGGUGCUUUGCAAUGGUCAUAUCAAUUCUAUCCAAAUAUCUCCUAUUUAUUUAAAACAGAUGACGACUUGAUUGUAGAUACAUUAUUAUUAUCGUAUAUGACGAAGAUACUUGUGACUAACAGUAAAAAGACAGAUUCGUACAUCUUGAAAUAUGAUCCUUUACUCGUUGCGAAUCUGUUGUCAUCCGAUCGAACAACAUUUUUUCGUGGAGCAUGGGCUAUCGAUUUUCAAUUAACAGGUCGUGGAAACGGAAAGUUCGGUGUUAGUGAGACUAUUUGGCCACACCGAUUUCUUCCGCCUUACUGCUCAGGUUUUGGUUGGUAUAUGUCCAACCAUGUUCGGAACAAACUUGUUUAUGCAGCCAAUACGUAUCCACUGCAUAAAGUUGUAUGGAUUGGUGAUGUGUUUGCAUCGGGAUUUUUGGCUAAAGUAGCGAAAGUUAGAUGUAUUCCUAUCCCAUUGGCAUAUGAUCAAUCGCACUUCGGUAACUGUUCGUGUUUGAUGGCUAGUAAUCCUGUUUUAACUGUAUGUUCGACAACAUUUCAUUCUGGUCUUGGUAAAACGCUCGAGCAAAAAUUCGAUGAAUAUAGAAAAGCAUGGAAAAUCAUUCAAUUACGUCAUAAUGUAACCGCAAUGGUUACGAUCGAUUGCUAA
Molecule: messenger RNA, 1116 nt
Organism: Adineta ricciae
Lineage: Eukaryota; Metazoa; Rotifera; Eurotatoria; Adinetida; Adinetidae
Source: the annotation of a GenBank genome assembly